Molecule: messenger RNA, 4797 nt
Organism: Neoarius graeffei (lesser salmon catfish)
Lineage: Eukaryota; Metazoa; Chordata; Actinopteri; Siluriformes; Ariidae
Gene: paqr8
Product: progestin and adipoQ receptor family member VIII
Exons: 3
Coding region: 273-1343 (356 amino acids)
Biological process (GO): response to steroid hormone
Cellular component (GO): plasma membrane
Molecular function (GO): nuclear steroid receptor activity; steroid binding
Source: RefSeq, a predicted model, not a curated record
CUUGUCUGAGGCUGAGUCCCUCCAUCGCUGGGGAUAAUGUGUGGACUCUCACAAACACUGGACAGAACCCAGAAAGGAGAUCCGUUUAUUGUUUUUUAAACUAUCAAAGGGUGAACUAUCAGUGGCUCUCCAACAGUGCCAGCAAACACAGUGUACUGCAAGAAGAGCUUGUCACCUUCUGAAACAGUACAAGCAGCAUUUAGGGCUAGAUGUUUCUUGUCAUGAAAAUCCAUUUCCAUUGCACAAGUUAGGCGAGUUAACAGCUUGUCACUAUGUCAAGUGGAGUUUUAGGCCGUCUGAGCACCUUGACACUCAACAUUAAGCAGCUAGUUGUCCUGCCUCGUCUUUCCCCCUCUUUUCAUUCCUUGUCAUCCCCUCAAGCCACCGUGGGAGCCCCAAAUGUGCCCAGCCUAUUCCGUGAGCCCUACAUCCAUUCAGGCUACCGUCCUGUAGGCCAGCCAUGGCACUGCUAUGCACUCAGCCUCUUUCAAAGCCACAACGAGUUGCUGAAUGUCUGGUCACACCUUUUAGCAAUACCUGCUGUAUUGCUACGCUUCUGGCUCUUUGCUGCCACAAAAAGCCUGACUCUAGACACCUCAUCGCUGCCCCUCUGCCUCUACACCCUCUCAGCUCUGACCUACCUCACCUGUAGCACACUAGCCCACUUGCUUCAGUCUCACUCAGAGCUCUCCCACUACUCCCUCUUCUUCAUGGAUUAUGUCGGCGUGGCUGUGUAUCAGUAUGGAUCGGCGCUGGCUCAUUAUUUCUACUGUGCUGAGGAGGAAUGGAGGCAGAGCUUGGUCGGGGCACUGUUCCUGCCUGGUGCUGCUUUACUGGGCUGGUUGUCAUGUGCCAGCUGCUGCUUCGCCAAGUUGCGCUAUCGCCGUCCAUACCCGCUGCGCAGGAAGAUCUUCCAGAUUGUGCCCACUAGCCUGGCGUACAUGUUGGACAUCAGCCCUGUGGCACUCCGGCUAGCCACGAGACCCUGCCAUGAGCCUGUCCUAGUGCUUCACACCCUGCAAGUGGCCUUCUUCCUGAUGGCUGCCUUCUUCUUCUCAUGCCCGGUGCCUGAGUGCUUUUUUCCAGGGAAGUGUGAUAUUGUAGGUCAUGGGCACCAGAUCUUUCACCUCUUCCUUGUUAUGUGCACCAUGUGCCAGAUGGAGGCUGUUUUUGUGGACUUCUUGGUACAGGAACGCACAGUCGUGCAGGUGCAUGGAGAGUGGAGUGUCUGGCUGGCCACAGGCUCUUUCUUUGUCCUGGUGUUGUGCAGCAUGCUGACGGCAGCUCAAAUGAGGCUGAGUGUCCAAAGGCAGCUGCGAAGAGAAAGAAUGAAGAGCAAAUGAAACUAAAUUUGUGUUUACAGUGUUCCAGUUCUGGAGAGCUACCAAACUGUGCUGUUCUCUAACACACAACAGAUUCAGUAUGCAAAGGAUAUCAACGAACAUUAAUAAUGUUAGGCCUUUUUUCUAAUAAGUAAAACAUUAAUUCUCAUAAGAACAUAAGUCCAUUUUUGAGGCUUUUAUUUUAUUGGGAUAGUGUGAAAAUUAUGUCCAAGAAUAUGCCUUGUGAUAAUGUUUCACUGAAAACAUAUCUAUACAAGGCUAUGUAUGGCUGUAUGUUGUUAUCUUAUAACCCCAGUUCCAAAAAAGUUGAGACACUGUCUCAUCUCAUCUCAUCAUCUCGAGCUGCUUUAUCCUGUUCUACAGGGUCGCAGGCAAGCUGGAGCCUAUCCCAGCUGACUACGGGCGAAAGGCGGGGUACACCCUGGACAAGUCGCCAGUGUAAAAUAUAAAUAAAAACAGAAUGUGAAGGUUUGCAAAUCAUGGAAAACCUAUACUUCAUUGAAAAUAGUACAAAGACAACAUAUCAAAUGUUGAAACUGAGAAAUUUUGGUUUUUUGAAAAAUAUAUGCUCAGUUUGAAUUUGAUAUCAGCAACACAUUUCAGAAAAGUUGGGACAGGCAAGAAAAGACUGAAAAAGUUGUGUAAUGCUAAAAAAAAAAACCUAAUUGGCAACAGGUCAGUAACAUGAUAAAAAGAGCAUCCCAGAGAGGCGGAGUCUCUCAGAAGUAAAGACGGGGAGGGGUUCACUGCUCUGUGAAAGACUGCGUGGGCAAGCAGUGCAACAAUUUAAGAAUACCGUUCCUCAAUGUAAAAUUGCAAAGAAUUUGGGGAUCACAUCAUUUAUGGUACAUAAUGUCAUUAAAAGAUUCAGAGAAUCUGGAGAAAUCUCUGUAUGCAAGAGACAAGUCUGAAAACUGACAUUGGAUGCUUGUGAUCUUCAGGCCCUCAGGCAACACUGCAUUAAAAGUAGACAUGUGUUUGUAUUGGAAAUCACUGUAUGGGUUCAUGGACAUUUCAGAAAACCAUCGUCUGUGAAAACAGUUCAUUACUGCAUCCACAAAUGCAAGUUAAAAUCAAAUAUAAACAAUAUCCAGAAACACCGCCACCUUCUCUGGGCCUGAGCUCUUUUACGAUGGACUGAGGUGAAGUGGAAAAUUGUCCUAAGGUCUGAUGAAAAGUAGAAAUAAUUUUUAGAAAUCAUGGACACCACAUCCUCCAGGCUAAAGAGGAGAGGGACCAUCCAGUUUGUUCUCAAUGCACAGUUUAAAAGCCAGCAUCUGUGAUGGUAUGAGGGUGCAUUAGUGCACAUGACAUGGGUAGCUUGUACAUCUGGGAAGGCAUCAUUAAUGCUGAAUUAUAUAAACACGUUUCAGAGCAGUAUGCUGCCAUCCAGACAAAAUCUUUGUCAGGGACGGCCUUCCUUCUUUCAGCAAGACAAUGCCAAACCGCUUUCUGCAAGUAUUAAAACUGCAUGAAUCUGUAAUAAAAGAGUCCAGGUGCUAAACUGGUCUGCCUGAAGUCCAGACCUGUCUCCCAUUUAAAACAUUUGGCACAUUAUGAAGCACAAAAUACAACAAAGGAGACCCCGAACUGUUGAGCAACUGAAAUUGUAUGUCAGGUAAGAAUGGGACAACAUUCCUCUUUCAAAACUACAGCAACUGGUCUCCUCAGUUCCCAAAUGUUUACAGAGUGUUAUUAAAAGUAGAGGUGAUGCAACACAGUGGUAAACAUGCCCGUCCCAAUUUUUUGAAAUGUGUUGCUGACAUCAAAUUCAAAAUAAGCAUAUAUUUAAAAUAAAUAAAUAAAUAAAUACAUUUUCUCAGUUUCAACAUUUGAUAUGUUGUCUUUGUACUAUUUUCAAUGAAAUAUAGGGUUCCCAUGAUUUGCAAAUUCACAUUCUGCUUUUUAUUUUAAAAAUUUUUUUUACAGUUUACACAGCGUCCCAACUUUUUUGGAAUUGGGUUUGUAGUAUUAAAAGGUGCUAUCUGAUUUUAGACUGAAUGGGAACCAUAACAUGUGCUUGCAUAUGUUUCUAAUGCUUACAUGUGUUUUGAUCAUGCAAAACUCAGAGCUGUGACUGAAUACAUUAUACACUAUAUGGCCAAAAGUAUGUGGACGUUGACCAUCACACCCAUAUGUGUGGUUCAUAUGUGUGACGAAUUGUAUAGAAGGUCUUUGUAUGCUGUAGCUUUACAAUUUCCCUUCACUGGAAAUAAGAGGACCAGAUAUGUUCCAAAAUUGGCGUGGAAGAACUCAAGUGUCCUGAACCUCAACCCCAAUGAACGCCUCUGGGAUGAACUGGAACACCGAGUGAACCCCAGACCUACUCACCAACAUAAAUUCCUGAUGUCAUUCACACUUUUGUGGAUGAAUAAACACAAAUCCCCACAGCCAUGGUCCAAAAUCUAGUGGAAAGCCUUCCCAGAACAGUAAACAGGGGCUAAAUCUGGGAUGGGAUAUUCAAAAAGUACUUACGGUAUAUGAUGGUAUGGUGGACACAUACUUUUGGCCAUAUAGUGUAUGUAACUUAUCAUUCAGUAACAUUUAUUCAAUGAAAAUUAUACAUUGUGGAUUCACUUAGGGCCAAUUUUGUACUGAAAGGUAUUUUAAAACUAAUGUAAUGCACUAGAACCACAGUAGUAAUCAGUUUCGGUUACUUUUGAUCAGUUUACAUGAUUUUAUGUAGUUGUCUCACGUAUAGACCAGUAUGUAUAAUCUGUUGCUUAGCCAAAGUUGCUUUCAUUAUGCAUUUAUGGGUCUGUUUGACCUAUUUCCUUCUAAUCCUUUUCAGCCUAGGCCCAAUUAAUCACUUAAAAAGAACAAAGGAAUAAAGUUAGAUUUGGCUUUAGUGCUAUCGGGAGGAGGAAUGUGUGAACAAAGGAAUCAAUUUUAUUUUGUGAGACUGGUUUUUUACCAAAGAACCUGUCAGAGGCCGGGUCAAGCAAUUCCCAGAUCAGAUUAGUUAAUCAGCUUUACCUCAGAACCUGAAGAAUGUUCUCCUGCUCGCAGUACAUCUGUUAGCAGAUGCAGGAAACAUAUCCAUCAAAAUAUAUGCAAAGAGUUUUGUGUUUGUUUGAACAUGACGUGAUUUGUAAGUUUAUCCGUUAUUUCUCGUUAUAAUUUACUGUAUUUAAUUAAAAUAAUUAUUACCUCAGGUGGUUGGUAAAGAAAGAAAGCUAUAUUAACUUUUUAGUUAUAAUGUACUGUACUCAGUUUAAAGGAUUGUUAUUACCACAGCUGGGCUGUAAAGAAAGGAAGCUAUAUUCACUCUCGGGGGCAGAAAAGUCCUGUACGUUAUGGACAUUUGUAUUUUGACUGACUGUUCAGACUGAUAGUGUGUUUUCCACAUGAUGUAGAGUAUUGAUUUUGAAAUAGGUUUUCAGUUGUACUAAUGAAGGACUAAUGAAGCUCGAAACCAUCUCCACUGUGAAUCUGAGAUGAAACUAAACUGUAA